UUUCUUUUUAAGUAUAUAUAUUUUAGAACAAUAGUAUUCCUAGAACACAGUUCAGCUUAAGCCUGGUUCCCACUGUUGUAAUAAGUAUAAGCAGUGUAAACACGAAAAAUGGAUGCUGAAGAUGGAGAGGAAGUCAAUGUUCCAGACCACAUACUGCCCUUAUUUUUCACAAGUAAAACACAAGAGAUUUUUGAAUGCAAAGUGGAUGAACAAGUUACAGAAGAAUUCCCUUUCAAAAUCAUCACAAAGGAACAAAUAUUCCAGGACUUCCGGGAUCGUGCAGCUAUUUCUGAUUUUCAUCCAGCUAAAAAGAUUGUUGAGAAAUAUUCCUCAGAUGAGUUGUUGGUUGUGUAUGAUCCUUUAUUUUUGUAUGGACAAAAUUUUUAUCUGGUGACAGAUGAGGAACAAAAGAACCUUCUAUUGAAUCCACCCCAACCUGAGCCAGAUGAAGAAUUGCUAUAUGAAGAUGUAGCUGUUGAAAUAAGAUAUGGUUUGCGUACACCACAGCCAUGGGUAUCAUUGGGAAGUGAACAAGAUGUUAUGGAUGAAUCAGUGAUUGACACUCGAGAAAAGUUAAAGUUUACAAUAUGCAAGCCACGGGAAAUGUUCGGCGGUCCAAUCGUACUCAAUGAUCGUGAAGAAGAAAACCUAAAGGAUGUUUUCGUUGAUUGCAUAUCAUAUGAAGAUGAGUCGCUAUCAGUAGAAGCAAAAGAAUUAGAUAAAGCAAUCCAGCAUGUCUCUGCUGUUGCAACAUCACAUUCACAAACUGAAUGGCCCUGUCCUCGUAAUGCCAAUGUUCAGUAUGUGUCGAGAAGUAAUGAUGAAGAGAUAAAUGACAGCAUUAUGAAAUCUGAUGAUAUAAUCAACUUCAUAUCAGAAGUUAUCCCACGAUUUGAAUUGGCAUUGCAACAAAAUGAUACAUUUGAUCUGUUUGUUAACGAUUACUUUAACCUUGGCGAAGAGGAUAGUAUGUUUGGUUCGAAGUCAGAUAACCAUCUGAAAGAAUAUCAAUCUUUUACCGAUUUGCAAUUUAGCAAAAACAAAACUAUUUCAGAUAUCCAGUGGCAUCCAAGAAUAAAAGGUUUAAUUGCUGUGUCAUGCAUUGAACAUAUGACUUUCUAUGAAAGAAUCGACCGAAUGUCUCUCAAUUUAAUGACGCCUUCAUUGAUUUUAAUAUGGAGUUUUGCAGACCCGAUACAUCCUUUACUUUUGCUUGAAGCACCGGAUGAUAUUAUGUGUUUCAAAUUCAAUCCUUCCGAUCCAAACAUUAUAUGUGGUGGUUGCAUCAAUGGCCAGGUAGUGUUGUGGGAUAUUAGCAAAUACAAUGAUCAUUUGGAAAAUCAUCGAACACAUGGACAGGGAAGUCAAACUAAUCAAAAUCUAAGCUCGCUGCCCUCUUUUUUCCACACGGCAGCAAAAGAAAUUUCACCAAUAAUGCGGUACUGCGCAGUUUCCAGUAUUGAGUAUUCCCAUCGUAUGGCUGUAACAGAUAUCCAGUGGAUACCUGAUCAUAUGGAGAUUGGAAAACUGGGUGUGGUUUUUGAGAAUAAAUCUUCGUACUGCUCACAAAUAAUAACAUGUGCUUCUGACGGUUCUGUCUUAUUUUGGGACACAAACUCUUCGAAAUCCGCGACUGUUAUACAAAACACAGACGCUACAGUUAAUGAUCGACCAUCGACGUUUCAACAUUUAGACUUAGCAUGGAAACCUAUUUUGAAAGUGACUGUACAUCGAUUGAAAGGUUCAGGUGAUUACAGUCCUGUGAAAUUCAGUAUAUCUGAAGUUCAAAACACAACGAAACAGCCCGCCGUCAAAGAAGAAGUUCCAUCUGCACCUGUUCAAGAAGAGUUACAGAUGUCUGGAAUAUCAUUUAAAAGGAAAGACGAAGUAAAAUUGGAUGAUGUUGACACCAAGUUUUAUGUUGUCACUGAGGACGGAGAGUUGGUUUAUUUGGAUUGGAAGCCUACCAAAGACAUAGACACUGGAAAGAUCGUGUCCUCUCGUCCAGAAUUUUGCACAGAUGCACACGACACCGUCAUUACAACGUUACAGCGAUCUCCAUUUCUCAGAGAUAUUUUUUUAACCGUUGGUGGAUGGACCUUCUCAAUAUGGAAACACGGAGUAACGGUUGGUCCACUUUUUCAAUCUCAUUCACACGCCCACAAAUUGACAUCUGGUCACUGGAGCCCGUCACGCCCUGGCGUGUUUUUUAUUGGGAAAUCAGAUGGGAGUGUUGACGUGUGGGAUCUAUUGGAUAAAAGUCACGAACCAUUUCUUACGCAAAGUGUCACACCAGUCUCAGUGGUAUCUGUCUUUCCUCAUCAAAUUUCAAGCAAGCAACAAUUUUUGGCGGCUGGUGACGAAGUUGGUACUCUUCAUAUUAUGGAAGUGCCGUGGAAUCUUAGAACAGCUUCCACGAAUGAGCUUUCCAUCGUUGAACAUUAUCUGGAAAGAGAAGCAAACCGAUUGAUGCAAGUGGAUAAUCGACAGACCAACAGACCUGUAGUUAAAACAAAAGAUUCCAAUGCCACGGAGGCUGAAGAAGGACCGAUAAUGGCGCAAUCGGAUGAGGAAUGGGAGGCGAAAGCGAAGUUGGAGUAUUUAGAUUUCCUGGAAAUGGAGAAGCGGCUACUAGAUGAAUUGGGAUAUUCAAAUCAGAUGGAGUGAGACAUGCUGCAACACAAGUUGUAUAUAGUGGAGAAUAUUUUUUUUAUUCGUGUACAAAUGUAUAUAAUUAUAGUUGAUAAUAUAACUGUAGCAGUCAACAGCUACACUAUCUCUGGAA
Messenger RNA from Hydractinia symbiolongicarpus, 2785 nucleotides. RefSeq names its product dynein axonemal intermediate chain 3-like. Gene Ontology annotation, biological process: cilium movement involved in cell motility; inner dynein arm assembly. The record is from RefSeq and is a predicted model, not a curated record. The transcript has 24 exons. Gene Ontology annotation, molecular function: dynein light chain binding; dynein heavy chain binding. Bases 109 to 2667 code for a protein of 852 amino acids. Lineage: Eukaryota; Metazoa; Cnidaria; Hydrozoa; Anthoathecata; Hydractiniidae. Gene Ontology annotation, cellular component: inner dynein arm.